UCUCUGUGUAGCCUCUCUCCGAAGAAGAAGAAACCCUAAUAGACAUAAACCAUGGCUGAGGGACUCGUGUUGAAAGGCACAAUGUGCGCCCACACCGAUAUGGUCACCGCCAUAGCCACACCGAUCGACAAUUCCGACAUUAUCGUCACUUCGUCGCGCGAUAAGUCAAUCAUCCUCUGGAAACUCACCAAGGAAGACAAGUCUUACGGUGUUGCUCAGCGCAGGCUAACCGGUCACUCUCACUUCGUCGAGGACGUUGUUCUCUCCUCCGAUGGACAAUUCGCUCUCUCCGGAAGCUGGGACGGCGAGCUUCGUCUCUGGGAUCUCGCCACCGGAGUCUCCACUCGCCGAUUCGUUGGACACUCGAAAGACGUUCUCUCCGUGGCUUUCUCCGCUGAUAACCGUCAGAUCGUUUCGGCCUCUCGUGACCGCACGAUCAAGCUCUGGAACACGCUUGGAGAAUGUAAAUACACGAUCUCCGAUCAAGGUGAUGGUCACAAGGAAUGGGUAAGCUGUGUGAGGUUUAGCCCUAACAUGCUCGUGCCAACUAUUGUAUCCGCGUCUUGGGAUCACACAGUGAAGGUCUGGAAUCUCCAGAAUUGUAAGCUUAAGAACACUCUCGCUGGGCAUUCUGGUUACUUGAACACAGUGGCAGUGUCACCGGACGGUUCUCUAUGUGCCAGUGGUGGGAAAGACGGUGUGAUCUUGCUUUGGGAUUUGGCUGAAGGGAAGAAGCUUUACUCUCUUGAGGCUGGCUCUGUUAUUCACUCUCUCUGCUUCAGCCCCAACAGAUACUGGUUGUGUGCAGCGACAGAGAGCAGCAUUAGGAUCUGGGAUCUUGAGAGCAAGAGUGUUGUUGAGGAUUUGAAGGUUGAUCUCAAGGCUGAGGCUGAGAAGUCUGACGGUUCUGCUGGAACCGGAAACAAGACGAAGGUGAUCUACUGCACGAGUUUGAACUGGAGUGCAGAUGGAAACACAUUGUUCAGUGGAUACACUGAUGGAGUUAUCAGGGUUUGGGGUAUUGGUCGUUACUAGAGUGAGAAGAUGACUGGAAUCAAUUCCCAAAAAUUUUAUUUAAUCUCUCCAACUUUUCCAUGAAACACAAAUGACUUCUCUUCUGUAUUAGUGUUUUGAGAUUGAUUUUUUUUUUCUCAUUCCAGAAUCAACAAACGUGAUAUUUGAUCCAUUGAUUAUCUUUUUCAUGUUUGGUAUAUUUUACA
Molecule: messenger RNA, 1220 nt
Organism: Eutrema salsugineum
Lineage: Eukaryota; Viridiplantae; Streptophyta; Magnoliopsida; Brassicales; Brassicaceae
Product: receptor for activated C kinase 1B
Exons: 2
Coding region: 52-1035 (327 amino acids)
Biological process (GO): positive regulation of protein phosphorylation; rescue of stalled cytosolic ribosome
Cellular component (GO): cytosol; nucleus
Molecular function (GO): ribosome binding; protein kinase C binding; translation regulator activity
Source: RefSeq, a predicted model, not a curated record